Messenger RNA from Morus notabilis, 1334 nucleotides. RefSeq names its product rust resistance kinase Lr10. The coding region runs from base 238 to 1197 and encodes 319 amino acids. Gene Ontology annotation, molecular function: protein kinase activity; ATP binding. Lineage: Eukaryota; Viridiplantae; Streptophyta; Magnoliopsida; Rosales; Moraceae. The transcript is spliced from 2 exons. The record is from RefSeq and is a predicted model, not a curated record. Gene Ontology annotation, biological process: protein phosphorylation.
AAUGCUUAUUUUGCAGGGCAUCCAAGAAAAGUGGUCGUGAUAGCAGCAAUAGCUGCAGCAGCUGUUGGAACUGUCGUAUUAAUUGUGUCACUCUGUUGUCUGAGAAAGAAGUUCUCAUCCAAUAAAUCAAUCCUCCCCUGGAAGAAGCAGAAUCGAGAACAACGAAAUAUUGAGGCGUUUCUAGAGCACUAUGGGGCACUGCAAGCUAGAAGAUAUAGCUAUUUGGAUGUCAAGAAAAUGACCAACUCCUUCAAAGAAAAAUUAGGCCAAGGUGGGUUUGGCAGUGUGUACAAAGGAAAGUUAAAUGAUGGCCGUCUCGUUGCGGUUAAGGUGUUAAAUGAAUCGAAAGCUAACGGUGAGGAAUUUAUAAAUGAGGUAGCAACUAUUAGCAGAACGUCACAUGUCAACAUUGUGUCUUUAUUGGGUUUCUGCUUUGAGAGUGCUAAAAGAGCUCUCAUUUAUGAGUUCAUGCCUAAUGGAUCUCUUGAGAAAUUCGUAUUUGAUGAAAACACAAGUGAAAAUAGUAAUCAUCAGUUGGAUUGGGAAACACGCUACCAAAUCUCACUUGGCAUUGCCAGAGGACUAGAAUAUUUACAUCGUGGUUGCAAUACUCGGAUUUUGCAUUUUGAUAUCAAGCCUCAUAAUAUUCUUCUCGAUGAAGACUCUGUCCCUAGAAUCUCAGACUUCGGCCUUGCAAAAAUCUGUGCUAGAGAAGAAAGCCUUGUCUCCAUGACAGGUCCACGAGGAACUAUUGGAUACAUUGCUCCAGAGGUUUUUAGUAGAAACUUUGGAGGUGUCUCACAUAAAUCUGAUGUAUACAGCUACGGAAUGAUGGUUCUAGAAUUGAUAGGAGGGAGAAAGAAUGUGAAUGUUCAAGUAGAUAAUUCGAGUGAAAUAUAUUUUCCACACUGGAUUUAUAAGCGCCUUGAGCUAGAUGAAGAGCUUGGACUGAAGAGAAUUUUAGAUGAAGGAGACCGAGUGAAAGCGAGGAAGAUGAUAAUUGUGAGCUUGUGGUGCAUACAGACCGACCCGUCAAACCGACCAGCAAUGAGUAAAGUCAUAGAGAUGUUGGAAGGGAAUCUUGAUUCCUUGCAAGUGCCACCCAAGCCUUUCUUGGCUUCUCCUUCAAGCUCGCCAAAAGCAGAAUUUUCGAGUACUUUUGAAUCGUCACUAGACAUUAUUGAAGCUAAAUUUUGAGGUCAAAGACAUUAUUGAGGUCAGACAAUAUGAAAUCUUGUGCAUAUCAGUCGUGUUGAAUUUUUAGUUCAAAACUAAUCUUUUAAGACCGCGCUCAUUUAUAAUUUGCAUUAGCCCUUUUAUGAGACUCACAACCU